UACUACCAACAGAUCAUUCACUCACUGGCACUACAACUCCAUCAUCAAGCGGCUGUCCAAGCUCUGCUUGUCCAGGAGUGCAGGUGUGGUUUUCAGGUCGAGAUACGAUACGAGCGUAGCUUUGUUUUCUUGUCCAUCGCCAAGCUAGGAACUGGUCGCGUCCGCAAACUGACUUUGACCGGGAGCAGUAUUCCUUCAGGACUGGUUUGCGGUGCUGGCGCAAGCAUGGCUUCACGAACGCCGAGAAGGCGUAACGUACAGGUCGACGUGUCCGUACCUCGCCGUAGCCCGCGCACAGCCCCGAUGAGCAUCAGCGGACUGCAUCCGGCCACACCAGUCGACUCCACUCUCAUGACGCGUACAGAAUUUCAGAUUCUCACGCGCAGCGGCGGCGUCGGCGGCAUUGGAACAGACGAGUUAUCGUCGGCGUACCGGCAUGCACUGGACGAUUCGGAAAACGACGACACUCACUCGUCCGUCGUGUCUGCAAGUCCAGUGGCGGGCCACCGCAGGACCCCGCAGAAGAAACGCAUAACGGCCAAGGCGACGGUAACUUCGUCAACGCGUCGUUCAACGCGACGGAAGGCUGCCGCUCUGGACUUAUCGGAUGAAGAAGUCGACGUCGGUUCCGCUUCGGAUGCUGGUUUGUCAUCGCAUGGUUCCUCCUCGAACCCCUGGCCAUACCAGGGUAGCGAUGAGGAGACACGUGACCAGUCGCACCUUGCUCCACCGCCGUCUGCUGCAAGGCACCCAUCGGAACUGCCCCCGCCGCUCAGCCCAAUCCUGGAAGAAAGUCCACGGACGAAUGCCGGCGCUUCCCGGGCUAACCUGUCGGCCACGCGUAUCGACUGGGAUGUCGGUGCCAAACCUCGUUCUCUCGGUCAUCGUUUGUCAUCAGCUUUGUCCCAUCUCUGGUGGCUUGCCGGGUCGCGUCUCUAUCUCCUUUCUUCCGCCAUUCUCUGCUGGGAUGUAUGGCUCAUUGUCAGUGCCCAGCACAUGGCGCGGUGCAUUAUGCCCUCGUUCUUUAUGGGCAGCGCCUCAUCCUCCUUCUCUUCAUCUUCAUCAGCAACAGUUGUGUCGCCAGUGGCAAAACAACCGGCUAAGUCUCAUGCGCCACCAGCAGCAGCAGCAACAGCAGCAUCGCCAUCAUCACAGCCACGGAGAGGGGGAUCUUCGGCGAAGCAGAUGUCUGCGUCACUUUCGUUUGCGAUAUUGGUUCUGGCCGCAUUGUUCAUCUUCAUUCUCGGCAUCGCAUUCUUGUCACGCGUAGAGAAAUCAGCAACUCCAACGACACAAGCACCAGCUGUUUCUGAAGACCUUGUUCAGGACAGCAUCGCCAAUCUCUCAACAUCAAAUGUCAGCGAAGCAGAGCUGCGCAGGAUCAUCACCAGCGUAAUGAAUGCACAGCUACGCGAACACUCACAGCAGGUUGAUCAACGCAUCCAGUCUAGUCAUAAAGAACUGUUGUCUGAUGUUGAGGAAGCUGUGAUGAAAGUGCUGACACAACCAACUACUCGGGCACAUCAACAUUGGGACAAGCGUCUCUCUUCCACUAUUGAUAGCAAGUCGACAGAGGUCAAGGCACAGUUGAAGGAUCAUGUGACCACUCAGCAGAGUGCGGCCGUUGAUCGUCAUGACAAUCACCUAAAGCAGGAGCUGGAAAAGCUGCAAGCCAGUAUCAAGCAACAGCUUGCUGACAAGGACACCCGUCAGGCACAGCUUUCCGAUCGUCUCGCCACGUUGAGCACCAGUCAGACAUCACUAGAUGCGCAGAUAGCAAGCGUGGAGAAGCGUUUACUUGACAAGAUCUCACAGGAAACCGCCGCCGCUGCUGCUGCUGCUGCUGCUGCUGCUACACCAACGGCAUCCACCACCGAAUACAGCUCUGGUGUGUCGGAGGAAGUUGUUCAGCAAAAGGUUGAUGCCAUUGAGGCUACGCUGCGGGAUAGGCUGGAUGCCGUCGAGAAACUGUUGAAGGUUGUUGAAUCUGAACAGAAGGAAUCAUCAUCUCAGAUUUCCGACAAAGUCUCUGAGCAAUCGCUUACUGACCUGACGUCUCAGAUUACAAACUUGCAAACUUCUCAGCAGCAGAACGCCGAGCAAGUAACGAGCGACACCGCUCAGCUUCGUGCCAGUCUUCUCAGCAAAGAUGACGUGGCGGCCAUUGCUGCAGCUGUUGUGAAGCGCUUGGCGACGGACGAGGCUGAGUUUGGCGACGUUCACGAAUGGCUGGACAAGCGCUAUGCGACCGCGUCCGCCUCGCUCUGCUCUUCCAUUCCGGACUGCAAGCAACAACUGUUGGACCUGUUGUCUUCAGAUUUCCGGGACCUGGUCAAGCAAGAGGUUGCCACACUGCCAGUGACUGCCGCUGCACAAGAGAAGCCUGGUCAAGCAGUGCGUGAAGCAAGUAAAGAUGGCCUUACUCGUGACGACGUAUCUGAGAUGAUAACAACGUCCAUCGACGAGUAUGCAGCCGAUCGUAUUGGUCGCUAUGACUACGCCAUGGAAGCACAGGGUGGCCAAGUGUUCAUUGAAGGAACAUCGCCGUCAUUUGAUCCCGGUGUGCGCAUGAAGUUGCUCGGAUUCAGUCUCUUCUCAUUGUCCUAUCCGCCACGUCUGGCUAUCUCGCCGGAAAUCCUGCCCGGCAACUGCUGGCCCCUGAGUGGAACGAGCGGCCACAUCACUCUGAUCCUGUCGGCUGACAUCCGCGUCACACACGUAUCCGUCGAUCACAUACCAGCCUCACUGACCACCGAUGGCAAACGUACCUCCGCUCCCCGGGCAUUCUCUGUUGUCGCUCUUUCUGAGCAGACCAGUGUUGAUGGUGACUCAUUGGGUGACUUUGAGUACAAGCUGGACGGUCCGUCUGUUCAGACAUUCCCCGUACAGUCGUCUCCAAAUGUCGUGCGCUACGUGCGCUUCAACGUCACGUCCAAUCACGGUCACUCAGACUACACGUGCCUGUACCGUCUGAGAGUGCACGGAGACCUCUCGGAGCCGCAGGUAGCCGUCUAGACUGCACCAGCGCACACACACUCCCUCUCUCUCCCUCUCGCCAUCACCCAAUCAGCAACACAGCAAGUGUGUGAUAGCCGAGACAUUAUAUUUUGUGAUAUGGGACUUUUCAGUUUAGCCAUUGAUCAAGGCUGCCAGGCAACCUCUACUGCUUGACUGGAGUGCGUGCAAUUUGAGUAGCAGACACUCGAGUAUUGGCUGAUGGACACUCGGGUCUUGGCUGAUGGACGAUCCAAUGUGUUGGUGUUGUAUUGACAUCACGCACGUAUGUGUGUGUUGGUUGGUGACUCGUAUUGGCAACUGAUUCCGUUUGUUCGCGUGCAGAAGACGUUACGAUACAUGCUGUCCGUAGCUGCUAGCAAUGUGUGCUGCAACCGAAGCUACGAGCAUGCGUCUGUCGUGUGUCUGUGCACUUGCAUCGAUUGCCGUGAGGGACCGUUACACCGUAGCCACCGAACCAGACUCUUAGUAUGUUUCAGUUAUUCCCGUCAGCAGCAUGGCGGUGGUGUGGUGGUGUGGUGGCGUGGUGGUGUGGUGGUGUGGUGGCGUGGUGGUGUGGUGGUGUGGUGGUGUGGUGGUGUGGUGGUGUGGUGGUGUGGUGGUGUGGUGGUGUGGUGGCGUGGUGGUGUGGUGGUGUGGUGGCGUGCUUGAUCACCGUGUACGCUAUGCUACUACGCUCACAGACCGUGCGUCCACUUUGUACUCUCUUCUAGGUGCUUUCAGCUUUGUAUCGACAAUUUUCUCACGUGUGUCUUCCUCGUUGCUCGCUCGCCCACCACUCUCUCCACUGUGUAUACGUACUGUGUCUGCUGCCAUUCUACUUGAGACUGUUACCGCAUGUCGACUUGAGGUCAUCUCUCUCGGAGAGUACAUUCUGCACUCCCUACUACACUCAUAUUACGGUCACCUCGGCCCAUCGCCGGGCACCCUGUCGUCAUGCCAUGCCGUACCUAGCGGUGGAGUAGCCGUCAUGCUCCGCCGUUUUCCUAGCUGUGCCGUUGCUGCCACAUCGCCGAGUACCCGGUGCUUGUUCUGCGUGCGGUCGGUUCCUCCUCCUAGUGGACGAUGUUAGAGUGGGUUUGAAGUUUGAACCGUCCCUGGCCACCACGUCUCACAACGGCAGUCAUGACGUCAUAUUUCCAUGUGCCUGCUCCUGCAGUCCUGCUGCUGUAUGCCUGUUCAGCAGGUAAUGAUGUCAUUUAGGACAAGGUGUUUGAUAUGAUGAUGUCAUCGGGUUGCUGUUGUAUUUCCAGCAUCGUUUGCGUCACUGGUGCAAGUGGUGAUAUGCGCGUUGUUCUGCUUAUGCAGCCGCAUGGUAUUCCGGUGGCUACAAUGACCUCAUGAUUGUGCAACACACGUUCACGAUGACCUCAUGAUUGUGCAACACAUGUUCACAGUGACCCAUCAGUGUGCUAUUUCUACUUGCGGCGGAUUCCCGGCGCCCUGCACCGCAAUGUCGCGUGGUCUUCUGUUUCUGUACGAUGUAUUCCUUGGCACCCAAUGCAUCAGGCAACACAUGCAUAUUGGUUGUCUGUGUGAGCAGUCUUGUGAUGUUUUCUAGUUUUUUUGCCAAGCUUAGCUUUUGGACGGAUGUAAUUUCAAAUAUUGAUGAUUCUAUAAUUUUCAUAAUUAUUCACGAAGGACGCCCUGCACUCGUUGUGUCCGUUAGCGUCUUGUAUGCGGCGGGUGAGUUGCUUUGGUCAUCUAGUUAAAUAGUCAGUGUUUCCUUGUGACGAGCGCGUCUUCAGCUCUGUCCGCUUGUGUCUGCGUCUCUUUACGAAAUUUGUUACUUUUCUUUCCGAGAAUCACCCGCAUUAUAUUUUCGCAUUGUCUCUAGACAACAGGGUGACGUGCAUAAUAAUUAUGUUCUUUCUUCUCCCACACCAGUUGAUAGUGUUGGCUCGUCACACCUCGA
Sycon ciliatum is the source of this 4930-nucleotide messenger RNA. RefSeq names its product klaroid protein-like. Gene Ontology annotation, cellular component: nuclear envelope; meiotic nuclear membrane microtubule tethering complex. The transcript has 21 exons. The record is from RefSeq and is a predicted model, not a curated record. The coding region runs from base 226 to 3015 and encodes 929 amino acids. Gene Ontology annotation, molecular function: protein-membrane adaptor activity. Lineage: Eukaryota; Metazoa; Porifera; Calcarea; Leucosolenida; Sycettidae.